AUGGAUGCCCGAGAAACAUUUGAUGAUGCUCUUUGCGUUAUAACCUAUAUUCCAUGGAAAAUGGCGAGGAAGAAAGAGUAUUCCAUUGUUGACGGAUGUGCAAAAAAGCGUACCGCACCAAGUUUUUCCUCUGUUGAGAAUAUCAGUAAGACUGGAAAUAAUAAGGGGAACCCGAAUGCUUUGAAAAGGAAAGAUUCCAAUAAUCGAGCUGGUCCUAGUUGCCCUGAUGUUUACGAUGUGGCUGACCUUCGCGCUCAACUUAGAUCAAUUGGUCUUACCUUACGUGAUAUCCCGGGUGAUGGUAACUGCCUGUUUAGGGCUUUGGGGGAUCAGCUCGAAGGUCACUCGAGGAACCAUUUGAAACAUCGAGCCGACACUGUUCGAUAUAUGAUAGCAAAUCGGAAGCAUUUUGAGCCUUUCAUUGACAUACCGUUUGAGAGAUACACUGAGAGUCUGGGUCGUUCUGGCACCUAUGCGGGACAAGAUGCUUUGGUGGCAUUCGCGAAAUUGCAUAAAGUGAAUAUAGUAAUUCACCAGCUCAAUAGCCCUCUGUGGCAGAUCGAAGGAUCAGAAAACGAAAAUGCACGUGAGCUACAUUUAUCAUAUCAUAACGGUGAACACUAUUCCAGCGUUCGUUGUUUUGGAGACAAAGAGGGCACACCUGCUGAUGUCCGCCUCGUUUCGCUUAUGGCAAGUUGUCGAAUUGUUACGUUUCACAAGAGUUUUGAUGAUGCGCAAGAACGACCUUGUGUCUCACUAGGAAAGAAUUCUGCAACGGGCACACAGGUUGGUGCUAACGGUAAGGAAGCUGAUACUUCACUCACCCCUUCUUAUGCAAAACAUAAAACUCUCGAAAGCGCUCCCUUGGCAAUACCAGAAGCAGUUAACGAUGACAGCAAUUACAUAGCAGCUCUUGUCGAUUUUGAUGCUGUUGUUAGCGAGGUGAUGAUGAGAAGUAACUGCGGAGAUCGGACGUGGGCAACGCAGGCGUUAAUUGAAAAUAACUAUGACGUGGAACAGACUGUCAAAUAUCUUUUUUCUCCUUCAGUAAAAUGGGAGGAAACUCAGAAGGACAAAUCCGGGAAGCUUAAUGACGCGCUAUUUGGGUCUCGAAAUACCUUCAAAGCUGGACCUUUAACGAAUACUUCCAGAAGAGUAGUUCUCGUUAAUUUUACUGAUUUAGCUUUUCGUUAG
Molecule: messenger RNA, 1194 nt
Organism: Enterobius vermicularis (human pinworm)
Lineage: Eukaryota; Metazoa; Nematoda; Chromadorea; Rhabditida; Oxyuridae
Source: the annotation of a GenBank genome assembly